Molecule: messenger RNA, 174 nt
Organism: Loa loa (African eye worm)
Lineage: Eukaryota; Metazoa; Nematoda; Chromadorea; Rhabditida; Onchocercidae
Product: cytochrome C oxidase subunit II
Exons: 1
Biological process (GO): ATP synthesis coupled electron transport
Cellular component (GO): membrane
Molecular function (GO): copper ion binding; cytochrome-c oxidase activity
Source: RefSeq, a predicted model, not a curated record
UCUAUUGAUGAUUUGGAUGUUGGUGAUUUUCGUUUGUUUGAUGUUGAUAAUCGUUGUGUUUUGCCUGUGGGAACUAAUUUGGGUAUUUAUUGUACUUCUAGUGACGUGAUUCAUUCUUUUGCUAUUCCUAAGUGUUUUAUUAAGAUAGACGCUCUUAAUGGUUUGUUAACUAAG